AUGACGAAGCGGGAGCUCAAGAGGAUGAACGAGGAGCGAUGGGCGCGAGAAAAGGAGCAGCGUGACGCAAAGUGGGCCGAGGAGCUGGCACUCCGUCGAGCGCGAGGACAGGCCGUGACGCAGUCGCCGCCGCCGCCGCAGUCGCAGGCGUCGACAUCGAAGAAGGGAAAGGAAGCAGCACCGGUGCGACCUCUCCAGCGGAUCGAUACGGAUCGGACAUUGGUCGACUAG
This is a messenger RNA of Jaminaea rosea, 231 nucleotides long. RefSeq lists its product as hypothetical. Bases 1 to 231 code for a protein of 76 amino acids. The record is from RefSeq and is a predicted model, not a curated record. The transcript is spliced from 2 exons. NCBI's taxonomy places the organism in Eukaryota, Fungi, Basidiomycota, Exobasidiomycetes, Microstromatales.